Molecule: messenger RNA, 716 nt
Organism: Jaculus jaculus (lesser Egyptian jerboa)
Lineage: Eukaryota; Metazoa; Chordata; Mammalia; Rodentia; Dipodidae
Gene: Mrpl35
Product: mitochondrial ribosomal protein L35
Exons: 4
Coding region: 28-594 (188 amino acids)
Biological process (GO): translation
Cellular component (GO): ribosome; mitochondrion
Molecular function (GO): structural constituent of ribosome
Source: RefSeq, a predicted model, not a curated record
GCGGCCACCGUAGUCGAGGGUAGCAAGAUGGCGUCCUCCGUUUUUGCGGGUGCUGUGAGAGCGGCUUCAGGAAUCUUACGGCCCCUGAAUAUUUUGGCUUCUUCAGCCUAUCGGAACUACGCCAAGAAUGCCUGUUUCAAUUCUGCACUGGCUACCAUUCAUUUUAGUCACAUUCGGACACCAGUUGUUUCCUCUGCUUGCGGGCUUGUCACUUCUGUCAGAAACCUGACAUGUCACCAGACUGCAACAAUCCUUAAUAGAGUGGCUCCUUUGGUUCCCAGUGUCCUGAAGCUGCCUGUCAGAACUGUAACAUAUUUCAGCUCACGAAAAGGCAAGAGGAAGACUGUAAAAGCUGUUGUCUAUCGGUUUCUUCGGCUUCAUUCUGGCCUUUGGCUACGAAGAAAGGCUGGCUAUAAGAAAAAAUUAUGGAAAAAGUCCCCUGCCAGAAAAAAACGCUUGAGAGAACUUGUGUUCUGCAAUAAGACCCAGAGUAAACUCUUAGACAAAAUGACAACAUCAUUCUGGAAAAGGAGAAACUGGUAUGCUGAUGAUCCUUAUCAGAAGUAUCAUGAUCGAACGAAUCUGAAAGUGUAGAUUAGAAGGCUUACAGUUUCCCGGCUAGUGGAUGUGCUUCUUUGUAUACAUGAAGUCCUUUCAAAGAUGAGUGUGUACUUGUGCUGGAGAGAUGACUCAGCCAUUAAAGGUGCUUGCUUGCA